Molecule: messenger RNA, 7098 nt
Organism: Notodromas monacha
Lineage: Eukaryota; Metazoa; Arthropoda; Ostracoda; Podocopida; Cyprididae
Source: the annotation of a GenBank genome assembly
UGUUUGUGUGUUUUUGUAGCUAGUUGAUAGAAAUUUUUUUUAAAUAAUCCCGGCAGAUUUAUUCACAUUUGUUUCUGAUCAACCAUGACGCAACGCGAUUUUUCCGCAAUUGCUUUGAGAAAAAAGAUGAAUGAUGGCUCUCUUGAUUUAAGUCUGAGGGAACUGCGCGACGCGGAUAUUCCGUGCAAAGAGCUUAAAGAAAUCCAAAGUUUGCGUCAAUUGGAUCUCUCAAAUAAUUACCUGGAACGGUUGCCCGAUAAUUUCUGCGCCUCAGUCCUGCGUUUGACGCGAUUGGAUUUGAGUAAGAAUCAUAUAAAAGUUUUACCCCCGUCGAUUGAUCGAUUACAGCACCUGGAGUUUCUCGACUUAUAUUCAAACAAAUUACUGACGCUUCCGCCGACGUUUGGAAAUUUGAAGAAGCUUAAGUGGGUCGAUCUCAAAAAUAAUAACUGGACUGAUAAAAAACUUCAAGAUGUAGCGGCGCUAUGUGCAACAUCGAGAGGUUGUGAAGCGGCUGCCAAAAAAUCUGUUGAACAUAUGAUGGAAGUCCAGAGUAACAACGAACGGAAAAAGCAAGAGGAGUUGACUAGAAAGCGAGAACGAGAGUUGAAAGAAAAGAAGGCCGCUGAAGCCGAAGAAGCAAAGCGCCUGCAAGAGAAGAAAGUGGCAAAGGAGAAGCAGAAAGCACAAGCCAAUAACAAGCGUGCCAUGGAGAACCGCGCUCAAGUACAAUCAAAUCAUCAAGUUAAGCCAGUAUCACACGCAUUUCAGAAUGGCGUUGCUCGUGAUGCCCAACCAGUUAGAGGUUCAUGGAUUAUCUUUUUGUUGAAAGCAGUCAUGAUUCUAGCGCUUUUGGCAUUCGUCUUCUUCGUCAGCGUUUUGCUAGUGAGUGCGGGUGGCGACUAUUCGCGAGAAAAUCUCAUGAAAACGUGCACUGAAGUUUUCGAUGAAGUACAUGUUCAGCUUCUGGCGUGCUUCGUGCUUUCCAAAGAAAAGUUAUUUCAUCUGACAAACUGGGUGUAUGAAACUUGGAACUCACGGGAUAUUCAGAGCUCCGUUGAAGUGAUCAGCGAAUAUGUGGAGAUUGUUCAGCAUUCCGCGGUGCAGUCUUGGAGGUUUAAAUCGUGUACUCGUCGAAGGAUGUCAAAUCCAUUUCGUUUGAAGAUUCCCGUGUCGCGGUCAUGGUGUCCCGGAGUGACGUCCUUCCUGCCUCGCCGUCGAGGUCGCCAAAAACUCCUGCUGUUGAUCUCAUUGUGCUCUUUGUAUUUGUACGUUGAUCAUAUUAUUUCCCAUCGACCGAGUGACCCGUCGAUACCGCAACACAAGAACCCAAAUAAGUGGCACUUCGAUCGAAAUCACGAGCCGAUUCCUGAACCAUCGCUGGAUGUUUCAACGCAGUUACUGCUGAAUGUUCACGACCCGGCGUACGCAUUUUCAUCGGAAGAGGUGAAGAAAUUCGAAGAGCAAAUUCAGGAAAGGGAGAGUAAGAUUGUUCCUGGAUUUGGAGAGCUCGGAAAAGGAGUAGAAUUGGUGGGCAAGGAGAAGGAAGAAGCAGAUGCUAUUGGCAAAAAGGCUGCCUUUAAUUUAUACCUGAGUGAUCGGAUUCCAUUGAACCGCUCCGUGCCUGAUGUUCGUUUACCUCAGUGUAAAUCUGUGCAUUACGACGCAUCGCUUCCAUCCGCAUCUGUGAUUUUGGUGUUCAAUAAUGAAGCAUGGUCGAGUUUGAUGCGAACCGUGUACAGCGUUCUGGACAAAUCCCCGCAUCAUUUGGAAGAAGUUAUCCUUGUCGACGACUUGAGUGACGCCCCACAUAUUGGAAGAUUUUUGGAGUAUUACGUUCGCACCCGUUUGCCGCCAAAGGUGAAGAUCCUGCGGUUGCUGGAAAGGAAUGGCCUUGUGCGGGCGAAACUCCGUGGUGCUCUUGCAGCCAAAGGAGAUGUUUUGGUUUUUCUUGAUGCCCACUGCGAAUGUAACCAAGGAUGGCUGGAGCCUUUGCUGCAGAGAAUCAAGGAUCAGACGAAUGUUGUCCUGGUCCCGGUCAUUAGUUCCAUUGAUGACAAGACUUUGGCUUAUCCUCAAACGCCGCAAGAUAGUAGUCAAGUUGGAGGUUUCACGUGGAGCGGUCAUUUCACUUGGAUCACUCCGAUUGAAAGUGAGCAGAGGAGAAGGCGUGGAGAUCCUAUAAUGCCUGUCAGGUCGCCCACGAUGGCAGGUGGUCUUUUGGCCGUUGGUCGAGACUUCUUCUUCGAAAUCGGAUCUUACGAUGAAGGCAUGACUAUUUGGGGCGGGGAAAACCUUGAGCUGGCCUUCCGCACGUGGAUGUGCGGCGGGAUACUCGAGUCAAUUCCCUGCUCCGUCGUGGGCCACAUUUUUCGCGACUUCCACCCAUACACCUUUCCUGGGAACGUGGAUUCACACGGGAUCAAUACCGUUCGAAUGGCGAGGGUUUGGAUGGAUGAUUUCAUCCGGUUCCUUUACUUGGCGAGCCCGUCUCUGAGGACGAAAGAAGUGGGUGACUUGACGAAUCGAACGCUGGUUAGAAAUAAGUUGAAGUGCAACGAUUUUCGUUGGUACUUGGAGAACGUUAUGCCGCAGAAGUACGUGUUCGACGAGCAAUCAAUUUUCUUUGGAACAUUGAUGAAUGUGGAAGAAAUGGGUCGCUUGUGUCUGGAUGCCUUGAACAGAGAGCAGCACGUUGAUACGACCUUCAUUGUUGGUGUUUAUUAUUGCUAUGACGGGCUAACUAUGAAUCAGUUGGUUGCAUACUCGAAAACACGAGUGUUCAGAAGAGAAGGUACUUGUGGGGUCCUUGGCGACUAUAAUAAUACAAUGCGCGCUAAUACGCUGCAGAUGACAUCAUGUGAGUCGGACAUGCAGCCAAAACCAGAACAUCUGUGGGACUACGACGAGAACACGGGAUUGCUGAAACAUAAAGAAUCUGGUCUCUGCAUUGACUCGACUGGGUUGCGCCCUGGAGACAGUGUGUUGAUGCGGGAGAGCUUUUUAUUUGUGAGAGUGAUGGAUAAAGUGAGUGAAGAAGAUAAUAAUUCUCAAGGCGCCAAAUCGUGGAAACCGCUCACGAGGUUCACCCACGGCCUUUACUCAGCUGGCCUUCUCCAGCAGCUGGACGAAAUGCGUAAGAAUGGAAUGGAGUCCAGUCUGUGUGAUGUCGUGCUGGUUGUUGGCGGCCAGGAUUUCCCCGCGCAUCGGGUUGUCCUUGCAGCCGGCAGCCCUUACUUCCGCGCCAUGUUUGGCGGCCGUCUGCGCGAGAAAGAGAUGGAACGCGUGGAGAUUUUCGGAGUGUCUUCCACAGACGCUUUCCGCCGGAUCCUGGACUUCAUCUAUUCCGGGGAAGUGCAGGUGGACAAAGAUGGAGUUCUCGACUUGCUUCAGACAGCCGACAUGAUGCAAGUCCGUCAGGUCGUUCUCUCGUGUUCUGAUUUUCUCAAACGCGAACUGGAUCCGUGCAACUGUCUCGGAAUCCUGCGGGUUGCCGAGGUCCACGAUUGUCCAAUGCUGGCAGACGCCGCAUUUGCGUACGCCUGUGAACAUUUCGUGCUUCUAACAGCAGAACAAGAGUUCCUAGACGCGGAUGUGAAAGUCAUCAACCGGUUGAUUAACUCGGAAAAUCUGCGGAUUGACGGAGAAGCACAGGUUCUGAAUGGAGCGAUGGCGUGGUUCCGGAAAGAUUUAGAAGAAAGACGUCGAUAUAUUUUUGACCUCCUACCUCGUGUGAGAUUCCCACUAAUUCCUGUGAAAGUCUUGGAAGAAUGUGCUGAGAAGGAGACGGAUGCUAGUCUACGCGUUGCUGUGAGAAGCAUGAUAAACGACUUUGUUUCCAGAAGAGGAUCGCUAGUCAAUUUGAAUGUGGAACCGAGAGCGUGUGCGAGGAAAAUAAUAUAUUUGUUCGGAGGUGCGAAGCGCGAAAUGAUCAGUUCGUGGACCAAGCACGAAUGCACUCUCGAAACUGUCAUGGCGCUGGACGCAUCGUCUUUAGACUCGCCUUGGCGCCAGAUUUGUUCUAUGGAAUUGGGCAGAAUCCAUCCGGGAGUGUGCGUUCUCGGCCGUAAAAUUUACGUUUUCGGGGGAGAACAGGAUUCUCAAAUACUGGCGAACGGCGAGUGCUUCGACCCCGCGGAGAACGCAUGGAUUCCCGUGUCCCCGAUGGUUGUUCCCCGCUGCGAAUUCGGGCUCUGUGCUUUUGGCUCUUCGUUGUACGCUUUCGGCGGCUGGGUCGGGGAAGACCUCGGGGGUUCCAUAGAAUGCUAUUGUCCGGAAACUGAUUCUUGGUCCAUGCUCGGAGAAAUGCCUGCACGUCGAUUCAGCAUGGGGGUGGUGGCGCAUCAAGAGCUUGUGUAUGUGGUCGGCGGAUGCACGCAGAGACGACGACACGUGAAAGAUUUGCAAGCUUUCAAUCCGGUGACGAAUGAAUGGACUGAUUUAGCACCCAUGUUAGUGCCGAGAAGUCAAAUGGGUGUCUGCGUUCUCGAGGAUCACUUGUACGUCGUCGGAGGGACCAACAAGGACUCCCAGGUGCUGGCGAGUGUUGAACGGUAUUCUUUCGAGGAGGGUACGUGGGAACUCGUUCCGGACAUGAACCAGGGCAGAGCCAAUCCAGCAGUGGCGGCUGCGAAUGGACGGCUGUUUGUCAUUGGCGGUGAGCGGACGAUGGAAGUGGUGGAUUUUUAUCGGGCCCAAGUCACUCUAUCGGAUGUCGAGGUGUUCGAUCCUUCCACUUGUGCGUGGACCACGAUUGCGUCGCUGCCCGACUCACGCUCGGAAGCAGGCGUGGCUGUGCUUUGAACAAGAGACCAGGAUGUUUGUACUAUGCUGAAUGCUUCGUCGGUUCUAUUUCGCUUUUUCGAAGAACUCCGGCUGUACUUCUUGAUUUUUUUUCUUACUCUGUACAGUUAAAUCUCGUUACUAUAACUUCUGCGUACUUCAGAAAAAGUUCGUUAUGCUGAAUAAUUUGUUAUGACGAUGUUUUCAAAAUUAAUGAUUGGGAAAAAAUUCACUUCAGACCUGCUUUUAAUCAAUUAUAUCUUGCUUUUCUGGCAUUCUCCGAUUUCUUAUGAUUUUUUGAAAAACUAAUUGAUCUUCUUAAAAAAUAACUAGCUUCAAUCAUGCAUUCCAGCAGUUGCCCCAAUCUCUCCAUUCUGGGAGGAUCAUGUUUGGAACGUUUUGGAAAAAUGUUUUUCAUUGAUUACAGCUUCCACCCAUGCUACAAGAACCAGUCAGUCACAUUUGGGAUCCGAAAUUUCAGACUGUCUGCCGUAGUCAUGAAAAGUAUACGUGGAGAAUCUUUUGAUCAUUCCUCAAACAUUUUUACACUGGAAUUUGGAAGUUCUUCGUUUACAAGAUUGUUUCAAUAUGUAUUAUAAUGGCUUUCUGCCAGGACUUGAGAAAAGUCUGUUAUAUUGAAACAUUUGUUGUAACGGGAUUUUACUGGAUUUUGCAGAAGGAUUUAUUACGUGAAUGGCUAUCGGCUAUUCGUUUCGUUCUGUGAAGAUGGGGUAUGGUCUGCUGACUUGUACCGUUUUUGCAUCUUCUGUGCGCUAACUUCUCGAGGAUUCUGGAAAGAGUAGAAAGCGUGGUGCUUUUUUUCCAGCUCAAAGCGGUAUUAUCGGAAGCAAAUUUGUGAAAGCCAAGAACCAAGAGGAGUGUUCAGAGUUGUUUUCCGACUCGGUUCAGGCUAAAGCUUUUUUCUCUAUGAUUUGAUUAAUUGCAAUUGGAAAUAUUUUCUAAGCGUCGAAUGCAUAAAACUUCCCUUGUUGCCUUCCGUAAUUUGAUGCGUAUUCUGUCGCGUGUGUCUUUCUUGAUCCGUGCGAGAUUUCUCGAGUGCCAGUGGAUGGAGUUAUGAAUCUUGAACGACGUUGAGCGCCGUUAAUGUUAGGAUCUUGACCAACUGUUUCGGCGGUUUGAAUUACGCUGUCGGAGACUUGAAACGCGUAAUCGAACCUGUUUGUUUUGAGUGAGCAACUGCAACUUCAAAGUUGAGGUCCCUUUUGGAAAGAAAAAAGCCACGAAUCUUGCUUGUUCUUGAGCUCCGUAAAAGACGACCUUUUUUCGAACAACUGAGACUGGCCGUAAGUGUAGCAUGAUCUUUUUUAUGCUUUUUAACGACAUAUUGAGUCCAUUCAAUUAAAAUUCUUGAUCUGAAUGACGCAACCCUAGAACACUUCAUGAUUUCAUAUGAAGAAUUUUAAAUUUUCUAAGAGCCUUUUGUUUUUAAUAAAGAGCGCGCGUGUCUUUUAGAAUGCCGCUGAACUGCUAAUAAGUGCUGUGCUAUUGGCGUCAAUUCAAUGUGUUGUACGCAUUAUGAUGUGCUCAGUUCGAAUGCGUGUAAGUGGCUGAUAUUUUGCUUUAUUUGAUGACAAUCUGCGCAACUCCGAAAAUUUUCGAAUCCUCUCGUGCGUUGAUCAUUGUUAGUUGAUGAAAAAAAUGUUAAGAGUGAUCUUUAUUCUGCUUUGACUCGUCAGACGGAUUCGAAAAGUCCUUUUACUGUAGUUGGAAUGCGUUGAAUCAGCCAUUAGCCUCUUUUUGAUUAUACGCGGGCGGUGUGUUUUGGAUCGUUGACGGGUUCUUUGAUUCCGUUGCUCUGAAACACUUUCAUACUCCUCAAGUUCACUGUUUUGUUCUGAAUUUUCAGUGUUCUCCCAGAAAAGGAAUCAAUUAGGCUUUAUUUUGAUCAUUCAGCAGUUGAAAGAAUUUGAGACGGGAAAACAUUUGGUCUUGUGAUCCAAAAUUUAAAAAGUUAUCUAGUCAGGCAGAGCACCAACCAAUGUUAAUCUUUUGUGAUGACAGAGCAUUUGUCAUUCUGGCACAAUGUUACGUGCAUUCUCGAUAUCCUUGUGUUAUUCUCCCACGUGCAAGUGGAUGAAAAUAAAUAUCCUCAACGUGAAGCUGUUGAAUGGGGAGGAGAGAAAAUGUUAUUCAUAUCGGAAUCAUGCUUAUUCGAUUGACAAAUGAUUUCUUUUGUUACUUUUCUCACCAAUAUUUGAGUUUUUCAAUCUUCGAAAUUCGUCGGUGAACUCGGUGCAUUUCCUCUGUUACCAUUGGGAUUCGUUUGACAGAAGAAAACAUUUUUUUCAGUAUGAA